AUGAGGUGGAUGCUUAAUGCGGAAUCUUUUGGAUGGGGCACACCAGAGUACAAUGGUGCGACAAUUGCAGGCCAUGUGCCCGAACAGCUGGUGCUGUGGUCUUUACAUUACCUCUACUAUACAGUAUUUAUAAGGAUAGGGCUAACGUUUUAUGUAAAAUCACUUCUCCACACUACUAAGCACAGCCACACGCACAUCCGAAGCGGGGGUCGCAGCUGGGGGGACAACGUGUCAUCUCACCCCGCGCUCAACUCUCGGCCGCCCCUCUCCACCCCUCCUCACUCCCUCCCCAACCCUCCUGCGACCGUGAAAGCUGGUGCUUACCUCGCAAAUGAAUACCUCAUA
Molecule: messenger RNA, 345 nt
Organism: Iphiclides podalirius (scarce swallowtail)
Lineage: Eukaryota; Metazoa; Arthropoda; Insecta; Lepidoptera; Papilionidae
Source: the annotation of a GenBank genome assembly